AUGCUCAGACAAUCACGGCGUCUUUUCUGCACGUCUCAGCGGGUGCUCAAGAAGCGAGAGUCGCCCCUUCAGACUGCCUUUGGCAACGAUGACCCCUACGAUGACGGUUUUUUCCACAUUGGCGGCAACAACUACAAGGUCAAGAACCCCAUCAAGCCCUCCACUUUGAACAUUCCCAAACGAUGGCCCAAGAUGGCCACCGACGAGCAGCAGGAUGUCGUCGAUUACCUGGAGGAUCAGAUGCGUGGAGACUGGAAGAUUAUGACUCCUGAGGAGAAGCAAGCUGGUGAGUAUGGAAGGGGAGAACAGACACUAAGGGUAUGA
Yarrowia lipolytica CLIB122 is the source of this 324-nucleotide messenger RNA. RefSeq lists its product as uncharacterized. Gene Ontology annotation, biological process: mitochondrial electron transport, cytochrome c to oxygen. Lineage: Eukaryota; Fungi; Ascomycota; Dipodascomycetes; Dipodascales. The record is from RefSeq and is a predicted model, not a curated record.